Drosophila ficusphila is the source of this 403-nucleotide messenger RNA. RefSeq lists its product as uncharacterized. The record is from RefSeq and is a predicted model, not a curated record. Lineage: Eukaryota; Metazoa; Arthropoda; Insecta; Diptera; Drosophilidae. Bases 1 to 255 code for a protein of 84 amino acids. The transcript has a single exon.
AUGCAGCACUACAAUAACAACUACUACUACUACUACAACUACAACUUGAGCUAUGAACCGCCGGAGGAGCGUUCGAUGGGCGGCGGGGGGAAGAGGAGCGGUCGGCGGUGGCAGCAGCUGGUGCGGCGAACGCGGUACGAGCUGCAACAAUGGCCGCUGCUCAUGCAACUGCUUUUGUUCGUGCUGUGGCUAAGCGCCAAGUUUUGGCAGCUGGUCAACGAGCAGGUGACCUACCGCCGCAGGAGGUGGCAUUGACGCAGGUGGCGAGAGAAAGGACAUCGGGUGUGUUGCUUGGUAUGAGUUCGAUCUAGGCUUAAGUUGUGAAAAUUAUGCCCACACUCUUACAAUCUCAUCUCAAUAAAAUUAAUCAAAAUGUGCUGCGUAGUGGAAGCAGCGAACCAUA